Molecule: messenger RNA, 5502 nt
Organism: Clupea harengus (Atlantic herring)
Lineage: Eukaryota; Metazoa; Chordata; Actinopteri; Clupeiformes; Clupeidae
Gene: fam168a
Product: family with sequence similarity 168 member A
Source: RefSeq, a predicted model, not a curated record
UGUUUGCAAGCUACUGCUUUUCUCUCCUUUCCCCCUCCCUCCCUCUCUUGCUUUUGGCAUCCCCCAUCCCCCACUCAGUGUCUGUGAACGCUUGUUUCUAACGCCGCUUGCAAGCCCGAAAUCGUCAGACCAGAGCGAACCGGAGAAGGAAGCCGCCAGUUUUUACGUAAAAGAGGAUAAAUACACUGAAAUAUAACUAAUCUAAAUAGCCUGGAAACACAUAAAGGAGUUAAUAAAUACAUUAUCAUUCGUCUUGAUUGAUUUGCAUAUCCAUUCCUUCUCCUCCUUCAUUAGCCUUUCCUCCCCCCACUGAGAAUGGCAAGCGGGCACCCCACUGACAAAUUCACUUUCUUGUACCAACCAGACAGCAGUCAGAACCUGAAGAGUAAGAAUAGACUGUCUUCCAAUAUGAACCCCGUUUAUAGUCCCGUCCAGCCCGGGACACCCUACGGAAACCCCAAGAAUAUGGCAUAUGCCGGUUACCCGUCAGGCUAUCCCACCGCAGCUCCUACCUACACACCUAACCUCUACCAGACAGGGAGUCCAGGGUAUCCACCAGUGCUGCUGGUGAAGCAGAGCUGGCCCCAGAACCCUGCUGGCCCCGGGGCCACAGACGGCUCCUAUGACCUGGCCGUGGACGCGGGCUCUGAGAGCAGGCAGUACCAGGCCUCGUCUGCAGCAUUCAGAUAUACUGCAGGGACGCCCUACAAAGUGCCCCCCACCCAGAGCAAUGGAGCCCCUCCACCUUACUCCCCCUCCCCCAACCCCUACCCCGCUACCAUGUACCCCAUCAGAAGUGCCUUCCCCCAGCAGAACCUCUAUGCUCAGGGUGCUUACUACACACAGCCCAUGUAUGCGGCCCAGCCGCAUGUAAUCCACCACACCACCGUGGUGCAGCCCAACAGCAUGCCCUCUGCAAUCUACCCGGCACAAGUCCAGGCCCAGCGUUCCAAUGGCGUGGCUAUGGGCAUGGUGGCCGGUACCACGAUGGCCAUGUCAGCAGGCACCCUGCUGACCACUCCUCAGCACAAUCCUAUGGGAGCGCAUCCCGUUACCGUGCCAACAUACAGGCCCCAAGGAACCCCUGGCUACAGCUAUGUGCCACCUCACUGGUAGAGCUCAUCUACCAUAUCAUAUCUGGAGUCCAAACAUCGUAUGCAACUACUCAAGUCUUACAUGGGCGCUCUGUGAUCACCAUGGAAACGCCACGUCUGUUUGCAAGAACAAAAGAAAAAAAAGUGCAAGGGUCACUUUAUGCAUUCUUGAGUGUUUUUGUAAAAGCUGCUUUUUUAUUUUUUUAUUUAAAGUUUUGUUUCUGAACAUUUUUUUUUUUUUUUUUUUUGCCUAUCAGUUGUUGCAGUUUAUUUUUACAAUCUUCAUCAUUAUUUCCAGAGAAACUCCAGAAUGAUUUUGACCAACCACAACUCUUAAGUGAUCUGUUUAUGUUCCGUAAUGACGCUUGUGUGUAGGUGUGUGCUAAAGCGCGCAAUGUCAUCACCAUUAUGGUUAUCAUCAUAAUCAUGAACUUAUGCUGCCAAAUUUUCUAACUUUUAGAUAUUAGCACAGUUUUUUUUUUAUUAUUAUUAUUAUUUUCAGGGUUUUUUUCCCCUUAUUCUCUCUCAGAGUGGUCUGCGAAAGGUUAAGGUCUUUUGUUUUAAACCCUUUUUUAUUUCCGUUAAUUUUUUUUUCCCCCUCAGAUUUCUGUUCAUCUUCCAGUACCGAUAACAAGGGUGUCUUCCAGCUUGUAGCUGUUUAUUAGGUAGAUUUGUAUUGAAUAUAUUCGCUGUCUGGCAGUGCAAAUCGUGGUUUUCAAUUUCAUUAGGUAUCGGAGUACUUAGUUUUCACAGAGUAGAAAGCAUUUUUGAGUAAACCAGUUUGUUUAUUAGUCAGCUUCUAAAUUAUAACGCGUAUAUAUAUUUAUAAUAGGUGUGUGCAUGUGUGUGCUCAUGCUACGCACGCAAAUUGCACGUAGGCACACACAUUCAUGAUAAAAACACACACGGCCCCCCACUCCCACUCUUGCUACACACACAUUACACAUAACAUUCUCAUGUGUAUGGGUGUGCAGUGGGUUUAAGGGUUGAACAUUAAGCAGGAUCUAUGUGUGUGUGUGUGUGUGUGCGCGCGUGUGUGUAUGCGUGGAUAUGUGUGUUUGUGUGUAUGUGUGUGCGUGCGUGUGUGUGUGUGUGUGGCACUUAACUGGACUUUCAGGUCUGAUGUCAAUCUAAUAAUCAAAAAAGUGAAUUUAAAAUGAGUGCCAAGCCCUGUGAGGACAUAAGGGGGAGGGGGGGGUCAGGUUGGAUCCAAGAACAUUCAGGAAAACGCGUCAAGGAGUUAAAGGGAUGCUAGUGGAUUUGGGGGUGUUUAAAAGGAGUUCAGUAAGAACAGAAACUCAAGAACAGAUUAAAGCAGAGGCCCACAGAGAGGCACUGAGGGUGACCCGUGACCCUGCCCCCUCUCCUCCUCCCAGGCCAGCCUUGCUGUUAAGACUAGUGGCACAGCAGCACUGACCCAAGUCCUCUGAGGGAUGGUGGGUUAUGGGUGGGCUUUGUUGCACAGGAUGAAAUGUGUAGCGGCUGAGAUCAAACCAGUUCUUAAAUGCAAUAAUAAGAAAGCCUGCCUUACUGGCCCAUAACAGUAAUGACAUUUUGUAAAAAAGCAGAACGGGGAGGGGAGAAAGGAUAGCAAUUCUGUGAACUAUUCCAGGAUAUCCCAGUAGUCUACCAUAAUAUACCCAGAAAUGACUAUAGUACAGUACAUAUCAUAAUAACCUUAUUCAAUAUGUGUGAAGAAGCAUUGCACAAUGACAAAUAAGACAAUAAGUUCAUACAGUACAUAGGUACAAGGUACAUUAUUUUAUUUAACGAAAUGUUAAGGAAAAAAAGAACAACUCUUUAGUACGGUACCCUUUAGUCACAAUAACGUGUUUGUAAGUAAUUCUCAGCGGACAGCAUCAAGUAUUCUUUUUAAUCAUUAAGGCAAAUUAACCACUAUUUCAAUAUCUCAAGCUCAAGAAAGUUGAUGUUUCUCAGUGGAGUAGCCUAGGCGUACAAGUGAACCAUAUUUGUCUGUAACAUUGCAUGGGUCAUGCAAAAGAAUGCAGUAUAUAUACUCACAAAGAGCAGCUUUGUGCUCUCUUGCAAAGCAUGGUUGCAUCAAGUUGGAUUGCAGCUUUGGGUUGUGCUUUCAAAAAUCUUUCCCGAGCAAUCACAUUCCCUCUGAAGCUACAAGAGUAGGGUGGAGAGAGAGAGGGAGAGAGAGAGAGAGAGAGUAUGUCAAAGGGAGGGUUGAUAUAAAGAGGCACUAUUAUAUAUGGAGUAUGUAAUGUUUUAAAAACAUUCCUACUGAAUGGGAGCACUUUCCGUGAAAAGAAAAUGGCAUUCCAGUGGCUGAAGAACAAUGGCAGUAAUGCAGUUUGAUUAGUUAAAUUCUUUUGUUUGGGUUUCUUUGGGGAACAGAUUAUUAUUCUGUGCCGAUUUGGUUUAAUUGCGGGUGAUUUCUUAGACUCUAGAGUUUGAGCUGCCUCACCACUGACGGUAAGGAUUCAACUUCUACUAUCUUGCGUAGAUCUCGUGUAAGCAUUCUUCAUUUCAAUGUUCCUCUUUUGCCUGAACUCUUUGACAUCCUCUCUCGUCCAUUUCUCCCAAAAUGUGGGGUGGUCAAAACCAAGAAACAACAAAGGCAUUUCUCCUCUCACAUCAGUAUUAGAGGGAGCAUUCAAACGUGUUUAGUGUAUCUUUGCUACUCAUUGAUUUGUAACACUAAGACUUGAACAAUGCAAUUGGUUUUUUGAUAGGUUCUCUGGCCCAGUGACAAAUGCAGGGAAGUGCCAGAUCUAAUUCUGGUGAUCCACAGUGGAUUUUCAGACCUCUAGAGAUGCAUCCUAGGAUUUGGCAGUUGUCAUCCAGUAUAUAUUUUACACUGAGAGCUGAGAUAUAUAUAAAAAAAAAGACAAAAUAAUUUUCAAAUGAAAACACAGGUUGGUUUUAAAAAUUUGAGAGGAAAUAACCUAGGAUUUGCGGAAGUCCAUUCUGACAUGUGAUUUAAGCGCUUUUUACCAUAAGUGUUAUUUAAGGUUUUAAUGAUGAUUGAUGUUUAUUAUUCUUAAAUAGAGGAUCUUUAUGGUUGAGCUGAAGUGUGAUGCGUCUGUGCGGUUCGUGGGCAUUUCAGAGCACAAGUCUAAAGGGGUUCUCUUUCUCAAGUACACUAGAGUCUUUCUUUGCCAUCUCUCUACCCCUGUAAACUUUAAGAGGGGAGGGGGCACCAUCAUGCUUCUAUAACUCUAAAAAUGUAAGGGACUUCAUAUUAUUAACUAUAUUUGCAGCAAGGCGAUGAUGUUUAUUCACAGUUAUAUAAACUCAAUUCAGUUAAAAAGCAAAAAAGAUCUGAGCUUCAAAUCAGCAUUAGAAUCAGAGCCCAUUUACUCAUUAGCCAUUGCCUAAAUUGAACAGCGACAUCUGGACAAGAUCCAAAUGUCUCUGCUUCAGCUUAUUCAGUCAUACAUAUUUCAAUAUGACGGAAUGAAAAUAAACCAGCCAAGGUGACGUUUAUGAACCUGGAAAACUUGGCCAGUCAUGGGUCGGCUAUUGAUUGUUGUUGGCAGGAAAACCAGGAUGCAGGUAUAGAAACGUAUUUUGUGUUGCCAUGACUUUUGCCAGAGAGGUAGAUUUUGUUGUUUUGUUUACCCCAUUUGUUGACAUCUGUUCACAUCACAUUCCAUGCCACAAUUAGAAUUUGAAACCAACACACAACAGAAAGUGGUGUGACGAUCUUGUGCUUGGUUAGAAUCAGAGAGAAACACAGUGUUUCCACUAGCACCAGUCCAGUGCAGUCCUUCUGUUAGAGAUCAAGGGGGCCCUUAAUUGACAAGAACAUGAUCUGAUUUGAUUACAUUGACAUAAUGUCACAUAUGAGAAUAUUGGAUUUUGCAUACAUAAUGUUUCUUGCUCCCACUUCCUCCGGUCAGUCAAAAUGUUUAGAUGAUCCCAAGACUGAGGUUGAACCCUGUAGUUAAAAACGCUACUGUGAGGGAAACAGUAAGUUCAUUGUUAAUAGGAGAUUUUGAUUUCAAAGUGUAGGAAAAAAAAAGAAAAUGUGAAACACUAAUUGUAAUGUAAGAGUCCUUGUCUUCCAAGAUAUAUCCUGAGCAUUUAUAGGGACAUCCCCCACCUAAGAAAACUGUAACCCAGCUGACACUGUGUUCUGGUAAUGUUCCUACAAUGUUGUGGUUAGAUCUGGGCAUGUUUUUCACCAAUGUUUUGAGAAUCGUAGAAUGUCCAGCAUCAGCUAAUGGGCUUGUGGAGCAGGGAGACCCAUGUCAGGCUUGUGAUAUGAAGUGUAAAUCUGUUUUUUUUUUUUAUGUUUUUGUUCAUUUUUUUUUUUUUUUUUUUGAGGAUCAGUUAGUGAUCUCUGUGACAUAAUUAAGCCAAGUUUGUAAUUGUAUAAUAUUUACUGUAAGAUGUAGAACAUUCAAUAACUAUUAAAAUCUUUCCCAAAAAAAAA